Messenger RNA from Ictidomys tridecemlineatus (thirteen-lined ground squirrel), 4198 nucleotides. NCBI's taxonomy places the organism in Eukaryota, Metazoa, Chordata, Mammalia, Rodentia, Sciuridae. The record is from RefSeq and is a predicted model, not a curated record.
GGAGAGCUUCCCUCCAUAAAUGGUCCCACCCCUGGGCAAGGUGGCUCACUCUGGCAGGUAAGAACGGGGGAGUGUGCACCUGCUACCAGUCAAGCUCAGCCCGACUGUGAGAAGAGGCAAGGCGGAGCAAGCCGAGGGACUGAAUGAACCAUGGACAAAUUGAAGUUCCCCAGCUUCUUCAAGUGCAGGGUGAAGGAGAAGGUGACGGCUUCAUCUGAGAAUUUCCAUGUUGGUGAAAAUGAUGAGAAUCAGGACCGUGGGAACUGGUCCAAAAAAUCGGAUUAUCUUCUAUCUAUGGUUGGAUAUGCAGUGGGACUGGGAAAUGUGUGGAGAUUCCCAUACCUAACCUACAACAAUGGUGGAGGUGCCUUCUUGAUACCUUAUGCAAUUAUGCUGGCAUUGGCUGGUUUACCUUUGUUCUUCCUAGAGUGUUCAUUGGGACAAUUUGCUAGUUUAGGUCCAGUUUCAGUUUGGAGGAUUUUGCCAUUGUUUCAAGGUGUGGGAAUUACAAUGGUCCUGAUAUCUAUUUUUGUGACGAUCUAUUACAAUGUCAUAAUUGGUUAUAGUCUUUACUACAUGUUUGCUUCUUUUCAAAGUGAACUACCAUGGAAAAAUUGUUCUUCUUGGUCAGACAGUAACUGUAGCAGAACACCUAUAGUAACUCACUGUAAUGUGAGUAUACAUGGUACAGAGAUGCAAGUGAAUAUGAGCUGGGUACACGCCAACAAUUUUACCUGCAUCAAUGGCAGUGAAGUUUAUCAGCCAGGGCAGCUUCCCAGUGAACAAUACUGGAAUAAAGUGGCACUUCAACGGUCCAGUGGAAUGGAUGAAACUGGAGAAAUUGUGUGGUAUUUAGCACUUUGCCUUCUUCUGGCUUGGAUCAUAGUUGGAGCAGCAUUAUUUAAAGGAAUCAAGUCUUCUGGCAAGGUGGUAUAUUUUACAGCUCUUUUUCCCUAUGUGGUCUUACUCAUUCUGUUAAUACGAGGUGCAACUCUAGAGGGUGCAUCAAAAGGAAUUUCAUACUAUAUUGGAGCACAAUCAAAUUUUACAAAACUCAGUGAAGCAGAGGUUUGGAAAGAUGCUGCCACCCAGAUAUUUUACUCCCUUUCAGUGGCUUGGGGUGGCUUAGUUGCUCUGUCAUCUUACAAUAAGUUCAAUAACAACUGCUUUUCUGAUGCCAUUGUAGUUUGUUUGACAAACUGCCUCACUAGUGUGUUUGCUGGAUUUGCUAUUUUUUCUAUAUUGGGACACAUGGCUCAUAUAUCUGGACAGGAAGUCUCUCAAGUUGUAAAAUCAGGUUUUGAUCUAGCAUUCAUUGCCUAUCCAGAAGCUCUAGCCCAACUCCCAGGUGGUCCAUUUUGGUCCAUAUUAUUUUUCUUCAUGCUUUUAACUUUGGGUCUCGAUUCUCAGUUUGCUUCCAUUGAAACAAUUACAACAACAAUUCAAGAUUUAUUUCCCAAAGUAAUGAAGAAAAUGAGGAUUCCUAUAACUUUGGGUUGCUGCUUGGUUUUGUUUCUCCUUGGUCUCGUCUGUGUGACUCAGGCUGGAAUUUAUUGGGUUAAUCUGAUUGAUCACUUCUGUGCCGGAUGGGGCAUUUUGAUUGCAGCUAUAUUGGAAAUAAUAGGAAUCAUCUGGAUUUAUGUAAAACAAAGUCAGCUAAAUUUAGGAAAAUUAGCAAUUUUAAUAUGGUCACUGGUGAAAUUUCAGAGACCCACGUAUGGUGAAAUUUCAUACCCUGACUGGGGAGUUGCUCUGGGCUGGUGUAUGAUUAUUUUCUGCAUUAUUUGGAUUCCAAUUGUUGCUAUCAUAAAAAUAGUUCAGGCUGAAGGAAACAUCUUUCAACGCAUUGUAAGCUGCUGCAAACCAGCUCCUAACUGGGGUCCAUACCUGGAACAACAUCGUGGGGAGAGAUAUAAAAACAUGGUAGAGCCUAAGAAAGAGAUUGACCAUGAAAUACCUACUAUUAGUGGCAGCAGAAAACCAGAAUGAGACCUCAUUUUAAAAAAUGGUUGUUGUAUAAUGUGAUUUUAGAGUAGGGGCAAUUUUUAUUUAUUUGUAUGUUACCUGAGUAGAAAAAUAUAAAUGCUAUGUUCACAAUAGGGUAAUAAGUAUUUUUCCCCCUUAAGCAGGAAUGUAAUAUAAAAUGUGAAUCUAUUAAUGUUUAACAAUGUGCUUAUAUUUCUUUUAAGAUUAGCUAUCUGUAUAAUAUGCACACAAUUAUUUCGCAGUGAAAUUUUAAAAUAUUACCAUAAUGUUUUUCUAAUACAUUUAAUGCUUUAUUUUGAGCUGUUUCUGUUAUGUAACUUUAAAAUUAUUAUUUCUUCUAUUUUCUUACCAUACAACCUUUCUUUUUCACAAGUUGGGGGAAUAUCAGUGUAUUUAAAAGGAAGUCUUACAAACUACUGGCCUCACUUAGAAACAUCAUAAAUAUGUGGAAAAAUAACUAUUCAUAUUAUAUAAAGAUUAUAGUUUAAUGCUUUUGAUCCAAAUAUGUCUAAAAUCUUCAUGCAUUUAUGGCUCAUGUUUUCUAUGUGAACUUAUUGACAGGACAGGAGAAAUAAGAAUUCUUUGACCAGUAAGGGAUAAAUAUAGAAAGUGGAAUACAGGUUUCCUUAUAUUCUAUCUUCCUUCUUUAGGUUGUAUAUGGAAGAAAACUAUGACACAUCUAAUUUCUAUUGUCUAGCAACAUUAAGAGUUCAUUAUAUUCUCUGAAUAUUGGUUUAAUUUCACAUAAAAUAUGGAUCAAAAUAUUAAUGAGAAAAUGGUUUUACUCAAAAUUUGCAUUUAAUAAUCAUGAUAUAUGGCUAGUCUUAUGUGAGUAAGUUAGUGAUUAUGGGUGAUAAUUACAUAUUUACAUAUUAAUAAGAGAUAAACUUGUCCAAAAGGAAGAUUCUAUAUCCUGGUUUCCUUACUAUUGUUAAUGAAAUAGAUAACUAACAGCUUUAUAUUUUGAUUAUAUUUCAUUGAGAAUUGGUUUAAACAUCAUAGACUAGGAAAAUCAACAAUGCCUAACGAUACAAGGAAUUUCUCAGCAAUUUUUAAGAUUUUUUUUAACAGGCUUGAGGGAAUUAUGGCACUGAAAUUAUAUGUAACAUCAUCUGUGUGAUGUAGACAUGCAUUUUUUUUUCCGUAAGGAGAGUCUGUAGUUUUCAUCAGAGUACCAAAAUGACUUAGAAAUCAAAAAAUUUUAAGAAUCACAAAUGCUGCUGCUGGUUUUUAUGCUUGGCAAGUGACUAACACUAGAAGGAAUUUUUUCCUUUUCUUUUUUUAGGAGUAGUUUUUCUUAUACAUUUUAAAUCCCUUUUCCUUUCAAUUUAAGAUAAAGGAAUAAGGUAUUAAGGUAUUUCUUUAAUUUAUACUGGUAAUUUAUUUUGAGGGAAGGGGGCAUCAAGGUAAACAGGCCUGCAAUUAAACCAUAUAAAUGAAUUAUGUAUAAAUAAUAUCAGUGAAUUAUGUACAUAUGGAUAAUGAACUCACAUUUGAUAUCUUGAGUGUUUUCUUUGAGGUAGGUCAGAUGAUGUUAGAAAACUUCAAGAGAUAAAUUCCUUAGCUAGACCAGAUUUUGUAAAAUAUUAUUUGAAAGAGAUAACUGAGUAGUACUUAGAAAUACUUUUUCAUAUUUUUAAUCCACAUUACAUUACUUGCAUGCUACCACUAUAAUUUGGUGCUAUUUGAGGUGCAGAUUUUUCACCAAAGAGAAAAAUGCAUGGCAUUUUCUAUAGGUGACUUGCAAUUCAGGGAAGAUUUUGGCACAUUUUAAAUAAAAGAAUAUCUAAUUGGGAGAGAGGAUAUAUGAAGUGGAAGCAAUCCUUUUCAAAAGUUGACCACAAAGACUAGUUAAAUGUUUGUCACUAUCUUCACAAGAUCUUAAUGAAGUUCUUGGCAUAUUGUAGGGUGCCCAAUGAUAGCUCUUAUUAUUAUUACACAGAUUCAACAGUGGCAAGAAACAGUAUUCUGAAUAAUAGAAACUAGUUCCAUCGAAUUCUACUUACUUUAAUUCCAGCAUGGAGAUAAUUGCAGUAUUAUGCUGUAAACCACUAGAGAAAACUGUUUUUCACUCUUGAAUGAAAUUAUAAUCACUAUAUCUCAACUAUUUUUUGAAUGUAGCUUAUUGUAAAAAAAAAAAAAACUUUUGGACUGAUUUUCUUACUGUAUUGUUCUUCCAUUCCUUCCCCAGUAAAAUAUAUUUUAUCAAGUA